AAUUAUCAACCCACCCACCUGAAUCGGGUUAUACUCGGUUCGGCCUAUCCAUCCGAAUCGGGUUAGGCUCGAACCGGCCCGGCCCGGCCCAUUUUAUGAUGACACCAACCGCCUCGCCGUCGUGAUGUCUCUAGCGGCGGAGAACAGGCCACGCAUACGCAUCUUUUCGUUUGAGUUUUCGCCAUAGUUGUUCUCUUCCUCCUCCUCCUCUUGUUUUCACAUUGCGAUUCGUUAACCGAAGAGGAAGAUGAGUACGGCGGAACCGGAGCUUGAGGAGCUCUUCCAGGAGAAGAAGCGUGUGAGGAAUCCCCUUGUCCCUGUUGGGGCCCUAUUGACUGCAGGAGUGCUCACAGCAGGGUUGAUUAGUUUCAGAAGAGGCAAUUCUCAGUUGGGUCAGGUUCUAAUGAGAGCUCGGGUGGUCGUACAGGGUGCUACCGUGGCACUAAUGGUUGGAACCGCCUGUUACUAUGGAGAUAAUCCAUGGAAGAAACGAGUUUUGUCUGAAGUUCAUCAAACAGACGGCGUUUCACCCCUAUCUUCAACCUCUCCUCACCCAAAGGAUUUAUCGUCUUGCACGAUAAGCCCCAUUAUUUUCUUAGUGAUAUCUGUUCUUGCUCUCGUCGUCGUCGUCCUUAGCAUCCUCCGCCUACUCUUCAAACUUCUCCUAAAGCCCCCAACUUUUUCUCAAAUUCACAAUUCUAACCCCAACCCAGAUCUUCCUUCCUCCUCCUCCCCUCACGCCCACCAAGGUCAACUUCAGCAACUCUUCCUUCUACACGACUCUGGUCUAGAUCAGACCUCCAUUGACGCACUCCCUGUGUUCUUUUACACCGACAUUAUCAUGGGUCUGAAAGAACCCUUUGACUGCGCCGUCUGUCUCUGCGAGUUCUCGGACAUGGACAAGCUCAGGUUGCUCCCUGCUUGCAGCCACGCCUUCCAUGUCCACUGCAUCGACACGUGGCUGCUCUCCAACUCCACUUGUCCUCUAUGCAGGGGAUCCAUUUCGAACCCAAACUCUAACUUCAAAACUACAUUCUUCAGCUUCAACGACGCAGUGAUUGUCCCUUCGUCUCGACGUGUUGAAGAUGGCAAAGCGCCUACGUCGAGCAGAGUCUUCUCAGUUCGGCUGGGGAGAUGCGAAAGCACAAACAAAGGACAGCUCGGUCAAAGUCAAGGUCAAAGUCAAGAGACAAGUGGGUUGGGACCAAGAAGGUGUUACUCGAUGGGCACACAUCAGUAUCAUGUGUGCCACCAAGAUUUUGUGGUGGCACUGUCUCCGAGCCAUGGCAAAAUCUGUAAUAACAGAUCUGGUUGCGAGGGCAAAUCCGGGAAACUCGGAUCUUCCAUUGACGGGAAGAAAGACAGCUUAUCGGUGUCAAAGGUUUGGCUUUGGUCGGAGAAGAACAAGGGACUGUUACAUGAUGGGUCUGGUUCUCCAAUAUCUGCUCGCGCAUAAUCUUAUCGUUAAAUUUUUUUUGACCUGGGGAUGACGACACACCAAUGGCUAUUGGCAGAUCAUUUACUAAUCUAUAUAUAUGUGUGUGUGUGUGUAUGU
Messenger RNA from Tarenaya hassleriana, 1555 nucleotides. RefSeq names its product RING-H2 finger protein ATL48-like. The transcript is spliced from 3 exons. The record is from RefSeq and is a predicted model, not a curated record. NCBI's taxonomy places the organism in Eukaryota, Viridiplantae, Streptophyta, Magnoliopsida, Brassicales, Cleomaceae. Bases 248 to 1456 code for a protein of 402 amino acids.